UUCCAGCCGUGUCCCCGCCCCCAACCCCGGAGGCCGCAGGCGCAGUGCAGAGGUAGUUCGCCGCUGGUUCUGGUCUCGGCUGUUCCCGCCGGCGGGUCGUCGCUCUUCCUCCCUUCCCCCAAACACGGCUCCGCCUUGUCUUCCUUCUGCGAAUUGCGCCAUCCAGUGCCUUUCUCACUGGUCAAUCCGUUUCGCGCUCAGUUUGUGAUGAUUUUUUUGACUGAAGGACCUAAUUUUCUUGUGGAGAAAAAUUAAGGAAACUAAAGAACAAUCCACUCAAAGUAUUCAUUACAGAGUAUGAAGAAGAACUGGCAGCAAAGGAUUAAGGACAUUGAAACUUUGGCAAGCAGUUAUCAGAAAAACCCCAUCAGGCAGACUUACAGACCAAAACUUUCAAAACCAUGGCAACCAUCAUCAGUUUGGAAGUUGUUUCAUCGCCAGCAUCAAGCUUUUAAUUUUGUCAAGAGUUGUAAGGCGGAUGUUCAUGUGUUUGCUUUGGAGAAUGAAAAUGAGAAGAAAGAUGCUGGACAUGGUCAGCGAAUUUACCUUGUCACAACAUACACUGAGCUGUGGUUUUAUUAUCAGAAAUAUCGGAAGUCAUUAAUGCAUUGCUAUGAAAUAAUUCCAGAAGGAUCUGUCUGCCAUUUGUAUUUUGACUUGGAAUUCAUUAAACAAGCAAAUUCAGAAUGUGAUGGGAAGCAAAUUGUGUCAAAGUUAAUCCAGUAUGUUUGUCAAAAGUUGGAAGAAAUAUACAAGGUAAACUGUUCAGUGAAAGACGUUUUGAACUUGGACUCCAGUACACAUCAAAAAUUUAGUCGACAUCUAAUAUUUCAUCUUUCUAAUGCAGCCUUUAAGAACAACGUGCAUGUUGGAAAUUUUAUAAGAACAAUUUUGCAGCCAGUGAUUAGACUGUUGGAAAAAAGAUGUGGAAAAACUGACCAAGAUGCUGGUGGUAAUGUAUUGCUAUCAAAUCACACCUUUAUUCAAGUCACUCAAGACGGGAGGAAGGAUUUUAGUGUCAAUGGUUCUGAAAACUCCCCCUCAAAAAGGAUGAGGCCUGCAUUGUUGGAAAAAUCAGAGGAGAGCAAUAUGGACCCAGAUUUGUCAUUUCUAAUUGUCAAGGAUAUAUGCGGAAGGGACCAACUCUUCGUGGAUUUAGGUGUGUACACAAAGAACAGAAACUUCCGAUUGUAUAAAUCAUCCAAACUGGGAAAGAAUACUUCUUUUGAAGUUGCUGAAGACAAUCAGUUUGUUCCAGAGCCUGAAAAGAAUGUUUCUAGGGAGGAGCAAUUUUUUCUCCGCUCUUUGGUCAGCAAUGUCAGAUUUUGUGACAGCAUGACAGUUCUGACUUGUGAUAGCUCAGAUACAAAGGAAACCAAAGCCUGGCACGUUCAAGACAACCCACAUCUUUCUGCUUCAGAUAUGUUUGGUUACCAUUGUUCACCGUACCCAGAGAUUGACAAUUUUAUCACUCAUCAAGUAAACAAAGGAGGAAUACAAGGUGCCUUGCGUCGAUGGAAUUACUUCUCUUCCGAAGAAUUGAUUGUAUAUGACAUCAGCAAAAACCACUGGUGUGACAACAUUGGAAGAGCUCAUAAAAGCAACCACAUUAUGAUUGUGGUUGACUUGAAGAAAGGAAUCUGGUACCAGAAAUGUUACGAUCCUGUUUGCCAAACUCAGAAAUUCAGAUCUGAAAGUCACCAAAUACCCCAGGAAUGCUGUUUGGAUUUUCUCGUUGAUAUGGAUAACGAGUUUGUUUUUACCAUGGAUGAAGAUGGGAACAUCGAAGCAAGUCAAAGUAGUGUACAUCCAUCAGGGACUAACUUGCAUCUUGGUGAAAUGUGGGAAUCUGGGCCACAACAUUCUGCCUUUGCGGAAAAUCUAGAUACAGCAUUUAUUGAUGAUGUUGAUGACGAUGCAAUGUUAUUAGAAGCUGUUGAAGACUCUGAACUUAAUAUUGAGCCUGAAGUACUGUCUGACAAUGACUUACUGGCAGCUGUGAAUGAACUCGAGGCAUCUGCAGGCAUAGGUACAAAAUAGAUGCUGCAAACAUUCUAGGCUAUAAAGCAAAAGUUGUUGAUAAACCCCUUUCUAUUUUAUACAAAUUGGUCAGAAUCUGUCUUCAGGAAUUCCCGAGUUUAGUUCUCAGGAAAUACUACAGCUCCUUUGUCUUGCUGUUUACAGUGCUCAGAAUUUUUAUUUUCUUAGCCUAUCAAAGAAAGAAAUAAUGCUCGACAUUUUAUGACCUGCACAUUAGUGUAAAAAUCAAUAUCUAUGUAAAACAUUUUGUUAAAAAGUACAUUUAAAUAUAUAGAACCUUUAUUUUGAUGGACAAGUGCAUACAUUUUUACUUUGUCUUAUUUGACUCUUCAAAGCAAAUUUAUAAUACAUGAAAAGUUA
Molecule: messenger RNA, 2400 nt
Organism: Stegostoma tigrinum
Lineage: Eukaryota; Metazoa; Chordata; Chondrichthyes; Orectolobiformes; Stegostomatidae
Gene: primpol
Product: primase and polymerase (DNA-directed)
Exons: 14
Coding region: 298-2040 (580 amino acids)
Biological process (GO): response to UV; error-prone translesion synthesis; replication fork processing
Cellular component (GO): nucleus; mitochondrial matrix
Molecular function (GO): chromatin binding; DNA-directed DNA polymerase activity
Source: RefSeq, a predicted model, not a curated record